UUAUAAGAUUCACCCCAGUUGCUAUGCUUUCUACUAUAAAGUUACUUUUGUUUUCAGCUGGUUUAUAAUUCCCAACUGUAUUUUUCACUAUUUUCUAACUGCAUCUCUUCAUUGGCACCCUGGUUCUCUUUAAAGCUGCUAUAUUCUGUGUUAUAAAUCUGUUUCAUUUAUAAUUGUUCAGAAAAAAAAACACUAGAAAAAGCACUCUAGCUACCGCAGGACUGAAGCAUUUGAAAGUAAGAUUGCUGAUAAGCCACCGUUAGUACAGAUCUGUCUGUUAACACAAACGUGAGUUCCUCAUACAAUGGGAAGGCCCAGGAAAACCUCUGACAAUGUAUCCUCUCCUCGACCUGCUGCUACAGUGCCAAAAGCAGCCCCGGCAACUCCCCGAUCCUCUGACUCGGCCAGGACCCUCCCCGCAAGCAGCAGAACUCAGAGUGCUCCUGCCACAAGGAGUCAAGGUGGUAGACGGGGACAGGUGGAAAAGCCAGCCCCUGCUACAAGUCCCAGAGGAACAGGGCAAAGUUACCAGACUAGGUCCACAGCUGCAUAUGGCGGUGAACAAGGAGACACGAAGAGCAGCCGCGGGGCAAGAGCUAAGACCUCUACAGCUGCUGGAGGAGGAAAAUCUGCUGCAGCUACGGAAGCCUUUGCAAGCUCUGCUAGCCCGUUGCCACAGGCAGCCAGCAAAUCCACCAAAGCCCAAGGCAAAGCAAACAACUAUCUCUCCGCUCUCCCUGCCGAAAAAGUUGCUGAAAUAGAGAAAGGGACCCGGGGCCAGCGAACCAACCCUGAAUGGUACAAGUGGCGAGAGAACCGUAUCACGGCCUCGGUCGCUCCCAAGAUCGCCAACAGCAAGUUUGUGAAUGGCCGAAGCUCUGAGGUCCCUCAGUCAUACCUUAAAACUGUGGUAGGAUCUGGCUCUGCUGUGCAGACCCCAGCCAUGAGUUGGGGUAUCCGCAAUGAAAAGAAAGCCGUGCAGGCCUAUGAGGUGCUCAAGUCCAGCAAGAUUGAGAAGCUGGUGAAGGUUGACGAUUGUGGCCUCUUCAUUGACAAAGGGAAGGCGUGGCUGGCUGCCAGCCCCGAUGGGAUUGUCAGAGAAGCAGAUACGGGCAAAGAGAUUGGGGUCUUGGAGGUCAAGUGUCCCUAUAAACACAGAGAUAAGACAGUGUCCGAAGCUUGCAAGGACAAAAAUUUCUGUCUGGAGAAGGAGGGCAAUUCCUACUCCUUGAAAAAGAAUCAUCAUUACUACGGGCAGGUGCAGUGCCAGAUGGGAGUCACUGGCCUUACAAAGGCAGACUUAGUGGUCCACACCAACAAGGAAACGGUGGUCGCCCCUGUAGAUUUUGAUCCUGUUUUCUGGGAGACAACUGCGUCAAAGCUGGAGAAGUUCUAUACUGAUGCUGUGGUUCCUUACCUCGAUGAGAAGAAAAGUGCCGCCAUCUUGGCUAAGGAAGAAUGAAGUUGCUGAGAAGUCCUACUUUCCUCUUCCCCUGUAGAUGUGCCUUCAUUAUAUAGAACUGAAACUCCUUUCAGACUUCUUGCCCAGCAGUACAAAAUGGUUGUUCUCCUGUGCCUUUAAUACGCCCUAGCAAAUAGUUACAGAGCAGCGCAGCCCUUACAGCCGCUCCCCCUGCAACCCCUCUGUAGUUGUGUGGCUAUCAUCUUCAACGGUUGUAUGCAUUCUUUUCUCUGAGCUGCAUAAGUAUGCUGUAUACACUCCUGUUGCAAGCAAAGCAGAUGAGCAUACACGGCAGGCCUGGCAUAUCUCCUGGUGUGAAGUGGUGGCAGCCAUGCUGUCCAACUUGACUCUUCUCACUCGAUUGGGUCAGACAACUUGGAUAACGUGACUGCAGGUGUUUUGGUGGCGGCAGGGAAGGAGGAACAAACAACUGCUACUAAUCUGCUCACCCUGUGAAACUGGCAAUUGCUCCGUUGCCUUAAUGAUUCCAUAUUAGCUCCCAUGUAACUUGGACGUGGAUGAUCUCUAAAAAAAAAAAUUUUUUUCCUGCCUUCCAGCCACCAGAACAACUAAGAGAAAUUGGAAUGCACUGUUUUGAGACCAGAGUAUUCAUGGCUUAAGCUUUUUGGCCCUCAGUUAUUGAGGUUUUUUUGUUUUUGUCUUCAAGGCAGAGCUAAACCUGGCACACUUUUUACAGGGCAUUCACAGUACUACCUAGAGCCUGUGCAGAAGCCGUUGCUUUGCCAGGAAACAGCCCAUGUGAUGGUGAAGUUCACAGUUCUGAACUGAGUUGUACUUUUUUUGUAUGGGGGAAGAAUGGGUGCCUGGCUAUUUUAAGAGUCAGGGGGCUUGAACAGAUGAAAUUUGUAUCUUAUGCACCUAUUACUUGGGAACAAGAUCCAUUGAAUUGUGUGGAACUUAUUUCUGAGGAAAUGUGCAUUAGAGUGGGCUACAACUUGAUUUCUGAGUUAUGCCUGUUGAAUAUCAGAUGAUAUGACUUCAAAUUUCUAAUGAUUAAGGUGACAUGCUCCUUUUUGUCACAUCUUUUGUUCAGCCAUGUUGGCCAAGAGUACACGCAGGCCCAUUCCACUAUAGGAGAACCAGCAUUUUUGCUUUUGAAGCCACUUGUAGGUUAGGAAGACUAAACAUUCAUUAUAUAAUGCAGGUACGGGCAACCAGUGGCCUCCCAGAUGUUGCUGAACCAACUCCCAUCAUCCAUGUCUACUGGCCAUGCUUGCUGGGGUUGAUGGGAGUUGUAGUUCAGCAACAACCAGAGGGCCAAAGGUUCCCCACACCUGAUGUAAUGCUUGGCUUACAUUUAGAAAAUCAACUUUUGUGAAUUGCAACUUUGUUUAGAACAGAAACUACCUUGCAAGUUUCUAACAUCAAUAAUAGCACAUCGUAUACCAGCCAAAGUGUAGAGCAUUUGCUUUAGUUUACCCAUGGCUUCUGCUGUGCAAAAUGUAACGUGUCUAAAUAAAUAUAUUCACCUUGGAUAA
This is a messenger RNA of Rhineura floridana, 2961 nucleotides long. RefSeq lists its product as uncharacterized. The coding region runs from base 305 to 1462 and encodes 385 amino acids. Lineage: Eukaryota; Metazoa; Chordata; Lepidosauria; Squamata; Rhineuridae. The transcript is spliced from 3 exons. The record is from RefSeq and is a predicted model, not a curated record.